CCUCGGUUUCGGUGUUCCUCGUGAGAUGCUACCCGCUACCAAACAAAAAGGAAUCGAAAUUAGUGUUGUAAGCAUUUCUGCGACAAGGAAAGUGUGAGCAAGGCUUAGGAUUUGUAUCAAAUUCCAGUGCAACACUCCGGACAAACGUAAUCGCGCGUGUACGAAUUAAUGUAAAUAGGCAUAUAGGCUUACAAAGUGUGCUAUCGAUUCCGGCGAAUGUGAGACAACAGUGCCACCAUUUUUUUGCGAGCAAAUUGAAUGAAAAAAAAUCUUUGGAAGUGAAUUCUUUCAUUGGCGCUCGUCCACCUGUAACGACGGUUGAUACGGUUAUAAAACAUAUAUUCUUUUCGGAGUGAUUAACUGUGUGGAAUACACCGAUUUCUACAGCUAAAAAAUGGCUAGUACCAGUACUGAUGUUCCGAUGGAGUCGGUGGACACGGCCACGGGUGCACUGAGCCCCAACACAGUGAACGGAAACGGGAAUGAUCUGGCCACCAACGCAGAAGAUAUGACUUCGCGUGAUUAUUACUUCGACUCGUACGCACACUUUGGCAUCCACGAGGAGAUGCUGAAGGACGAGGUGCGUACGUUAACCUACCGAAACGCGAUGUACCACAACAAGCACCUGUUCAAGGGGAAGGUCGUGUUGGAUAUCGGUUGCGGUACCGGCAUCCUGUCGAUGUUCGCGGCAAAAGCCGGUGCGGCGAAGGUUAUUGCGAUCGAGUGUUCGAACAUUGUCGACUACGCACAGAAGAUCAUCGAGGCGAACAACUUGCAGGAGACGAUCACGCUGGUAAAGGGCAAGGUCGAGGAGGUGACACUGCCGGACGGGUACGACCAGGUGGACAUUAUCAUUUCGGAAUGGAUGGGUUACUGUCUGUUUUACGAGUCCAUGCUGGACACGGUCAUAUAUGCACGGGAUAAGUGGCUAAAGAAGGACACGGGAAUGAUGUUUCCGGACCGGUGUACGCUAUUCGUGACAGCGAUCGAGGAUCGACAGUACAAGGAUGAAAAGAUCAACUGGUGGGAUGAUGUGUACGGCUUCAACAUGAGCUCGAUACGGAAGGUAGCGAUCAGCGAACCGCUGGUAGACGUUGUGGACCCGAAGCAGAUCGUCACGACCUCGUACUUGGUCAAGGAGAUCGAUCUGUACGUGGUGAAGAAGGAAGAUCUGGAGUUCGAGUCUCCGUUCCAUCUGGUAGUAAAGCGUAACGAUUUCGUGCAGGCGCUCGUGACGUUCUUCAACGUGGAGUUUACCAAGUGCCACAAACGGCUCUCAUUCAGCACGUCGCCGGAUGCGCCGUACACGCACUGGAAGCAGACGGUGUUUUACUUUGACGACUAUUUGACGGUUAAGAAGGGUGAAGAAAUUUACGGUACGUUCAAGAUGAAGCCGAACGUGCGCAACAACAGGGAUCUGGACUUUACGGUCGAUCUCCACUUCAAGGGUGAACUGUCGCAGGUGCACGAAAAGAAUCAUUACCGGAUGCGCUAGGAAGGGCGAAGGAACGAAUACGCAUGUCCCUCCGUCACGCGGUCACCAACUAAUAGCCCCACCACCCCAUCAUCAUCACAUGAAAAACAUCCCCCAGUUUCCGCAAGUUUCAGUCAGUAGAAUGCAUUGAAUAUUUCGCAAAAUAGCUCUCAUGGCCCGAACCCAUAUAGGACAACAGGAGUCGUUUAAUGAUAAUGGUAUAUUAGUAUCGGUACAUAUUUUUCGUGACGACGUUACACUUCGUUCUGUGAACCCAGUGGUUCCAUUCACACUCACAACAGACAUGUUUUUACCCGUGUGUGAUACGAUAUAGUUUUUAAAUGUUCGUUAGAAAAAAAAACACUCUAUCCCGGUCCGUGACCAUGAAUGUGCGCAUCUGCAAUAGGUAAUGCAGGACUUCCGGUGGAAUUUGGUAAUAAGUUAUCCAAAUACCCAUAUUAGCCCUACUUCCAUCCUCCUUCACACCUAAUCACUGACGUAAGCCGGUCCGCCGUAUCAGAGCAGCAGCAACUUAGUGGGAACGAAGGAGAAACCAUCUGUAACCAACACAUUGAACUAACUAAGAAUCUAUAGGCGCGAAUGGUAAACAAGUGAAACAAAAGUUAAAAAAUAUACGACCGAAAAUUAUGAUGACUGGAC
Messenger RNA from Anopheles moucheti, 2134 nucleotides. It is a transcript of the gene Art1, whose product is annotated as protein arginine N-methyltransferase 1. The record is from RefSeq and is a predicted model, not a curated record. The transcript has 2 exons. Gene Ontology annotation, biological process: peptidyl-arginine methylation. Gene Ontology annotation, cellular component: nucleus. NCBI's taxonomy places the organism in Eukaryota, Metazoa, Arthropoda, Insecta, Diptera, Culicidae. The coding region runs from base 395 to 1495 and encodes 366 amino acids. Gene Ontology annotation, molecular function: protein-arginine N-methyltransferase activity.